Molecule: messenger RNA, 939 nt
Organism: Brassicogethes aeneus
Lineage: Eukaryota; Metazoa; Arthropoda; Insecta; Coleoptera; Nitidulidae
Source: the annotation of a GenBank genome assembly
GAAUACACAUCAUGUGAUUGGGCCUGCCAUGCCAUAGCUGCUCGCUAGAAUUUUUAACAAGUGUUGCAACCUUCAAAAAAGUGGCGAAUAUAGAGGCCAAGCUGUUUUCUUCAUUAAAUAAUUUUUUUAACACAUCACCUAUUGUCACUCAAAUUAAAGAUUUGAUGACAAGGCAGACUACGUUGCCAGAUCAACCGAAAAAUGGCAGAAUUUCAUCAAUGGAGGAAACGCAAAGAAGAUGCAAAAUAUUUCGUGAAAAAAAUGAUGAGCAAGCUCAGAAUACGAUGCUAUCGUCAAAACACAGCGGCGUAUCAAAAAGUCAAAUGAAAGAGUUUCGGGAAGCCUUUCGUCUUUUUGACAAGGAUGGAGAUGGCUCAAUCACCAAGGAAGAGCUGGGAAGGGUUAUGAGAUCCCUGGGUCAGUUUGCUAGAACUGAAGAGCUACAACAGAUGCUACAAGAGGUUGAUGUAGACGGUGAUGGCAAUGUCAGCUUUGAAGAGUUUGUAGACAUUGCUUGGACUGCUGGUGCUGGUUCUGGUCCAGACCACAUUCUAUCCAGAGAAGAGGAAGAGAAGGAAUUGAGGGAUGCUUUCAGGGUUUUUGAUAAGCAUAACAGAGGGUACAUUACCGCUUCGGACUUAAGAGCAGUCCUUCAGUGUUUGGGAGAAGACCUAUCAGAAGAGGAAAUUGAGGAUAUGAUCAAAGAGGUAGACGUUGAUGGUGAUGGUCGCAUAGACUUCUAUGAAUUUGUCAAUGCUCUUGGUGAACCUGGAACUGAAGACAGUUUAGAUGAAGAAGAAGAUGAUGUCAAUGGUUAUUGAGAAAAAAUGUGAUUUUUGGAAAAUAUAUAGGCAUAUCUUACACUACUCGUAAAAUAAUUUUAAUAUUUUAUCUUCCAAUAAUACACUCACAGGCAAAAAAGUUAUUUGCGAUUGAAAU